UCGCUAUUGUACCUACACCUUCCGUCUCUUCUCUCUCUAAUAAUAAGUUCCGGACCGCCGUGUUUGUCGGACCGUUGCGACGCGCUGAUUCGAGCAUUUUUGUGUUUUUUUCACUUGGUAACAGGUGACUGGAACGAUUCCGGAAGACCGAUGAUCGAGGAGAAGCGCGAUUGCUUUCGCCACGGGGUCAUGAGAGACUGAAGGGAAACGGCGAUCGAAGGUGUCGAAGUUGCUGCUGAUCCAAUACGGAACGGAUGAAUUGCGGGAAACUAUGCUGGCAUAUUGUACAACACCGUUUUCGAUCGAAGGAUAUAUCGAGCGGUCAUACGAGGAAAGUGCAGAGUAAUGAUCAGAGCUACGCGGUCUGAGGUGUUGACCGCGAAUUUCAGACAAGCGAGUCACACCGUGCACAAUUGGCGGCGUAAAUUCAGCCUUGGCGACAAUCUCUUGUUGAGAAUUUUUCUUGGUCUUUGCUACAUCACCGGCACCUGUUGUGAUUGGAAAGGAAGGAUGCCGCGCGGGACGAACGAGUUGCAGGUGACUCUGAGUCGAUCGCUCCAGCUCGGCCACUGCGAUCUGGAGAAGACCUGCGAUUGGUCCUGGGACCAAUCAGUCGGUUUCAAAAGAGUCACGCAACCUGUGCCAGAUAGAUAUGGUCCUAUCGCUGACGCAAGUAAUUCCGAAAAUGGGCAUUUCUUGUGGUUCAGCGGCAAUGGAAAGGCACAAAUGUGGUCUUACGCGAUUCCCCGUACCGGAUCGCGAUGCAUGUUAGAAUUAUCCCUGUACCAAGUUGAAAUGAGCGACGGCGCUAUCAGCUUGCUCAUAAUCACGAAUAAUACAAGUUCGAUCGCCGAGGAGAAACCAGGAAAUAAUAAUAAGAAAUGGGAAAUAACGAGUUUCAAGCUGGGUGCAAUUAGUCAGCCACAUCGAUUACUUCUAGAGAUGCUGCUACCCCACUCUAACUCUGGCAUCGCGGUUGAUAAUGUUCGCCUAAUCGACUGUUUCCCCGAAUCAACACCGGUAGGAACGGCCUGCACAGAAGAUAUGUUCCUCUGCAACAACGGUUCUUGUUUGAACAGAACACGUGUCUGCGACCUAACAAAAGACUGCGCCGACGGCGAAGACGAGGGACUCGACUGUGACAAAAUACCGAAGAACGCCAGAUGUAAUUUCGAGGAGGGAUGGUGCGGCUGGAGGAACGUACCAGGAAGACCUUUAAAUUGGACCCGCCACCGUGGCGCAACGCCGUCCGAGAAAACUGGACCUAGUUACGACCAUACAUACCGCAAUGCGUCCGGAACGUACGCCUACGUAAACAUGUCUCAACGAGGGCUAUACGGAAGUCAGGGAACCAUCGAGAGUCCACUGUAUAAUCCAACGCCGCCUUAUAGUAGCGACAACAGUACUCGUUAUUAUCAAUCCUGUCAAGUACGAUUCUUUUAUCAUCAGUAUGGUGUGAACAGCGGUUCGCUUGAAUUAUAUUUGGUUCAAGUGAAACCGCACCAAAAUCAUUCGGAAUUAUUGUGGCGGUCUUACGGAGACAAAAGUGACGUUUGGUACGGUCAAGCUAUCGUUCUACCUGAUAUCAGAUACAGAUAUUUUAUUCAAUUCGGUGCAAGCAGAAGCUACUCGUCAAAAGGCGACGUGGCGAUCGAUGACUUUUCUCUGAGCCCGGAAUGUUUUGGCAUUGGAGUUCCUCCCGAAGUCGUGGGAGAUUUCAAUUACUACAAUCCUAUUAUUGAUUCGGAGAAAAUCCCGGAUCAGCACGUAGAUUUUGUUAACGAAACUGUAAUACGAAUUACCACGUGCGGAAAUAGUGGUAGAAUAGGUCCUACACCUGAACAAUGCGCCGAAGAAUACAAUCGAACAGAUAUAGAAUUGAUGGUACCUUCGCCAGGAGCGGAAGAUCUUCGUUUAUUUAACUUAAACGGUGUUCAACGAUGGACUGCGCCACGCGGUGGAUAUUACACUUUGAUCGGAAUGGGUGCUCGUGGAGGAAAAGGAUCUAGCGGUAUGGGAAGCACGCUGGGUGCACUUGUUCGCGGUGUAAUUGAAUUAAAAAAGGGUGAGCAGCUGUAUUUCAUGGUUGGACAGCCAGGAACUGAUGCGUGUCCUAAAAAUUUAGGAUCAACGAUAGAUAUCUGCCAGAAAGACGGCACGCAUGGAUCGACUCCUCCUCCAGGAUCUUCCUCGAAAGUACACGAAGUGAGGAAAAUUAAGAUCGAGGAUGGCGGAGGUGGCGGCGGAGGUGCAACUUACGUUUUUACAUUGAAAAACAACGGAGACCAGCAUCCGUUAAUUAUCGCCGCGGGUGGUGGUGGUUUAGGAUUGGGACAAUUUGUCGACAACGGUCUGCAACACGGUCAGGGACCUGCACCUUCCGGAAGACAGCCCUCUUCCGGUACAGUUCUCUCCAGAGGAGCAGGUGGACCUGGCGGCGGUUGGAAUGGGUCAUCGAGCAAAGUUUCGGAUCAACGAACUUCCGCUGGCGCGCCCCUAGUUAAGGGUGGCGUAGGAGGAAUUGGUUGCGGGCCACGAAAUCGGAGUCACGGAAGCGGAGGAUUCGGGGGCGGAGGCGGGGGAUGUCGUACAGGAGGCGGCGGCGGCGGUUACAUAGGUGGUAAUACCGGUUAUAAGGAACCAAGCAAUGGCGAAGGUGGUUUCUCCUACGCCAGUCGCGGGCUUAUGCAUGUUCACUUCCAACCGGGAAUAAAUCACGGAGCUGGAGAGGUUUACAUUAUUCCUGCUAUUAGCGGUUGUGGUUGCGACUUCCGUUGCGUCGCUCUUGAUCAGUACCUCAGCGAGACAAAAUGUAUUUGCCCUCCAGGCUGGUUCUUGAGUAACAAUUCGAGGUCAUGCGUCAUGGCUGAUGAUACAAAGGGUCCGCACCAAACCUUCAUGAUUUUGCUCAUAACAGUAACCAUUGGCUUACUCGUUGCUUUCACCGCACUCUGCCUACUACUCUAUAAUCGUUAUCAAAAUCGAAAGGCGCUUUUAAGGCGGCGACAAGUAAUGUUCGGUAAUGGUACCGAAUUAACGUCGCUGCGCGCUGUUUCCGACACUAUGAUGACUGAAUUCAAUCCGAACUACGAGUUUGCAGGGAAUCUCUAUAGUUUUAAAGACUUGCCGCAGAUACCUCGUGAAUAUAUCACUUUGGUGAAACCCCUAGGUCAAGGUGCUUUCGGCGAGGUGUUCCAAGGUAUUUACAAGUACAGACGCAACGAGGAGCAUCCGGUUGCUGUGAAGACUAUACCAUCCUCGUCGAGGCCUCAAACCGAGACUGAUUUCAUGAUGGAAGCUCUGAUAAUGAGCAAAUUCGAUCAUCCGAAUAUAGUGCACUUCAUCGGGGUCUCUUUCGACAAAAAUCCAAAGUACAUUGUGUUAGAGUUGCUUGCCGGUGGAAAUUUAAAGAACUUCCUUCGUGAAGAAAGACCACGCGCGGAACGGCCCACUUCGUUGACGAUGCUGGAUCUGAUAAUGUGUGGCUACGACGUUGCCAACGGCUGCAAAUAUAUGGAAGAGGCCCGUUUUAUUCAUCGGGAUAUCGCUGCCAGAAAUUGUUUGCUUACGUGCAAGGGACGCGGUCGGAUAGUGAAAAUCGCUGAUUUCGGAAUGGCUAAGGAUAUUUACAGGAGCGAUUAUUACAGGAAGGGCGGCAAGGCUAUGUUACCGAUCAAAUGGAUGCCGCCGGAAAGUUUCUUGGACGGGAUAUUCACCACGAAAACUGACGUUUGGGCAUUCGGCGUUUUGCUCUGGGAAAUUAUGUCCUUCGGAUAUAUACCUUACACCGGGUGUACUAACAGAGAAGCUAUGGCAAUGGUAACAUCGGGCGGUCGUUUGGAAAAGCCAGCAGGAUGCCCGGAUCCAAUUUACGGGAUAAUGACACGAUGCUGGCAUCCACGACCAGAAGAUCGGCCUAGUUUCGCGACUAUCGUCGAGAGGAUCGGUUACUGCUUACAGGAUCCCGAUGUGAUCAAUCUUCCAACGCCGAAUUUCGACAUUCUGCCGAUUUGCGAUCGCGAAGUGACCAUUAUGAGACCAGAUCCAGAAACGGAAUGCAUCAACGUGCAGUCAGAAUUGGACGCCUGCGGAUACAUGCAGCCUAGAAUAAUCGAUCCUCGAUCGGCGAGUCAGCGCAUAGCUCAAGCUAUCGGCAGCAACAAUCUUUCCAAUACCAAAAACGAGAAUCCAAAUCGAACGAAUUUAAAUGAAAAAAGUGGCCUGCAGCCGACAGAUCGUCUUCGAUUUCAGUCUAAUCCAUAUGGCACUAAUAUAGACACUUGUGAACAAACUUUCAGCGAAAAUAUCAGUCGCGAUGAUUUUGACGAUAAAAAUGACCACACAGAGCAAUGGUACUCACGCUAUUCAUCGACACGUCUUUCUUGUUUUGAAUAUCUUCAUUUCUUAGAAUUGGGUAAGCACAAAGGUGACAGCUCGACAAAUCGAGAUGAAAAAUGCGUACAUCGAACUUCAACGGACAUCGAAAAUAGCGGUAAGUUAAGAAUUGCAGACAAUGGUAAUAACCGUCCAACCGAUAUCGAAACCCGUCGGAGCAGCACGGUAGACGUGACGGACGUGGACAGAAGAAAUGGUAACGAGAGUAUAACAACCACCGACACCAACUCCGACUCUCUGAUCGUUGCUUCUUCAGACACCCCGCCCGACACCACGAAUUCGUCACCGAACACACGUACCUGCUCCCCUAGUCACACUGGCCUAAAUGCGAGCCCCACUAAUGUCAAUGGAAUGUUAAAGAAAAACGCCCUAAAAGCCGCUCUCAGUUUGGAUCCCAGCGCUUUGUGCCGUGGAACGAUACCAUACGAGAAAAUAGCAUUCUCGCCGCCGCCGCAACGUUCCAGUACUCCUUCGAGCAUGGAGAUCAAGAAGGAUUCUCUGGUUCUCGAGCUACCGAGGGAAGAGGAAUGCUCCUGCUGA
Molecule: messenger RNA, 4935 nt
Organism: Habropoda laboriosa
Lineage: Eukaryota; Metazoa; Arthropoda; Insecta; Hymenoptera; Apidae
Gene: Alk
Product: ALK tyrosine kinase receptor
Exons: 26
Coding region: 346-4935 (1529 amino acids)
Biological process (GO): protein phosphorylation; positive regulation of kinase activity; cell surface receptor protein tyrosine kinase signaling pathway
Cellular component (GO): signaling receptor complex; membrane
Molecular function (GO): transmembrane receptor protein tyrosine kinase activity; ATP binding; protein binding
Source: RefSeq, a predicted model, not a curated record